Cladophialophora bantiana CBS 173.52 is the source of this 3210-nucleotide messenger RNA. RefSeq lists its product as uncharacterized. Bases 1 to 3210 code for a protein of 1069 amino acids. The record is from RefSeq and is a predicted model, not a curated record. Gene Ontology annotation, cellular component: DNA ligase IV complex. Gene Ontology annotation, molecular function: DNA binding; DNA ligase (ATP) activity; ATP binding. Lineage: Eukaryota; Fungi; Ascomycota; Eurotiomycetes; Chaetothyriales; Herpotrichiellaceae. The transcript has a single exon. Gene Ontology annotation, biological process: double-strand break repair via nonhomologous end joining; DNA recombination; nucleotide-excision repair, DNA gap filling.
AUGCCAUUCAAAUUCAACCAUCUAGUGCAACUCCUGGAAGAUCUCAAUACGGCACGGAAACAAGUACAGUCCUCCUCAACGCGUCACUCUAGGCCUGCAGACGAAAUCAUCAUCAAAUGGUUCAGUCGCCAUGAGUCUGAUAUCGUCCGACAUGGACCCUCUGCUGUGGCUUUCCUGUCUUGCAUGCUGCUGGACCGAGUGCCAAACCGCGUCUAUGGCUUACGGGAGAAAUCGUUAGCGAGUGUCUUAUGCAAAGCACUGUUCAUUGAGAACACCUCCCGUGGCCGGCAGUUGCAUGAAUGGGAAGCGACAGGCCUCGACUUCGCAACUUGCCUUGAGAAGAAUGUCAUGGCUCUGGCAGAGAAUGACCCACCGGCUGCCCACAGAGAAGUAACACUGGAAGAUAUUGAUGCUGCCUUGCGACAGCUUGCUGCGAAUUCCAAGUUCGCUUCCCCCGAAAUGAGAAGGCAUAGAGAUGGCGUGAAGUCCGAAAUUUCCCUGCGAUCCAUUCUAUCCCGGCUGCACAGUAGAGAGGCAAAAUGGUUCGUGCGGAUUAUUCAGAGAUCUUAUGCUCCCGUUCAGAUUCCGGAAUCCCUGGUCCUGGGAUGCUUCCACUUCCUACUACCUGAUAUUCUCUCCUUUCAGAACUCUAUCGAUGAAGCAGUCGAAGUCCUGGGGAAGCCCGACCUGAUCUCCAUCCCUCACAACCCACCAAGCGUUCUUCAACAGCAAUACCGCCAAGAAUGCGCCCGAUACUUAACACCCAAGCUUGGUGUCAUGGUCAAGCGCCUGGAAUAUUUCAAGGCAAGAAGUAUUAGGCACUGCUGUCAAAUGGCGAAUCUAAGGACAAUGAGUGUGGAGCGGAAGUACGACGGUUGGUACUGCCAGAUCCACAUUGACAAGUCAAAGGGAAAAGAGUGUAUACAGAUAUUCUCCAAACGCGGUAAAGACUCCACGAAGCCCUUCAUCCUACUUCACGGAGCACUCGAGGCCGGCCUACGCCUUAGUCAUCCAGAGUGUGCUAUCACUCAAAACUGCAUUCUUGAAGGGGAAAUGCUGGUUUGGAGCCGUUCGCGACAAGCCAUCCUACCAUUUGAGAAGAUUCGGAAAUACACCCAAUACGGUGGCAGAACCAUAGGAGCAGGUGGUGAUUCCCCACGAUCAUCCGAUGAACAAUUGAUGAUCAUCUUCUAUGACUGCCUAUGGCACGACAACCAGAAUUUGGUCAACGAGCCUCAUUGUGUGCGGAGGCAGCACUUGGAGGAAAUUGUGAGUGUCACUGAAGGUCUAGCUCAGCUUGGCGACCGACGGGAAAUCAGAUUUGGCUCGGCAAGUGCGAAGGAGGAACUCCGAAAGUUCUUCGGAUAUGCAAUUGAACAGAGAUGGGAAGGAUUCGUCCUGAAGGGUCGCCGCGAUCCCUAUUUGUCGGCCGGCUGGCACACCAAUGCGAUCAAGCUGAAGAAGGACUAUAUCAAGGGCCUCGGAGACGCGGCUGAUCUCUGCAUUAUUGGCGGGCGUAAAGACCCUCUAGAAGCAGAAAAAUAUGGUGGGUCUCUCAGCUGGACGAUCUUCUAUGUCGCCUGCCUCCAGAAUAAGGAAGUCGUUCAAAGAUUUGGAACGAAACCGAAGUUUCUGAUCCUUGACAUCCUUACACGUCAGACCAUGUCAGAAGGUACGUUCCGGGAACUGAACCAGCGUGGCCUGGGUUUCUGUGUGCCAUUUUCUGGCUCGACGGAGCAGAUGGAUGUCAAUAUUGAACAGCCGGGUAUUAUGCGCCAACCUCCCACCGUCUUGUUCACAAAGCCCUUCGUUGUCGAAGUCACUGGAGCAGCCUUUACUAAGACUGCGGACGUCGCUUAUUACGCUCUGCGGUUUCCUCGCGAUGUCAAAUUGCACUUCGAUCGACCUUUGACGGAGACCCAUAGCUUUGAGGAGCUGCAAGAGAUGGCGAGAGAAAGCCUCAUGCCUGCGGACCAUGAAGAGCAGGAGGACGUCGAUUGGAUUCUACGUCUGACUGAGGCUGAUGGAAAGUCAAACCGGUGUGUUGACCUCCAUGCCGGAGGUACGCCGAGUCCCUCGUGUGUAUCCACUGCAAGCGUCAGCACGUGUAUGUCGUCUCCAUUGACAGCCAGCCGCGUCGAUCAUGUGGGAAUACUCCCAACACAAUCACCUCUAAGCAAUUUUUCAGUUGCUGUCAAGCCCGACGCCAAACCAAAUCCGAAGACUGCUAGCACCUGGCAAUCAUCUCCUUUAGCAUUACCAGCAAAUCGUGCUCAGCCCGCAGAUGAAUCCGCGGCACUGCCACCGCCAAUAAAUUAUGUCCUUAGUCCUGGAAACGGUGUUAAGCGCAACCAUGAAGAGUCGAAGUUGCCAUCAGUGGCCAACAAGCGACCGAGGAAGGACAGCUUUAAGAGGCUGUUUAUUCCUCUGCAGUCCUCCCUCCAGAACAAGACGUAUGCUGUUCAUCCCUAUGAGCCGCCGGCUGUAUUUCGAUCCCCAACUAAAUCCAUAGAACAGACCCCUUCUCCAUUUCCCAUUUCCCAACAACAAAAGCCUCUUCGUGAACUGAAGAACGUCACUACAAAACGUGGGCUAGAGAAGCUCGGUUCUCCCCGAGCUGAGUCUGUUGAUCACGGAGAGAUGGGUACCACUAAGACCGUCGAUGAACACGUUGGGAACAUGAGUAACGAAGGCCAAGCUCCGGUCGGAUCCGCUCACGGCUUGGACGGUGUUAUCUUAAAGGUAAUGUCGUUUUCCGCACUCUCGCCAUUGGACAUCAAGUCUGUGAAUUGGGUGACAGUGGUGUAUGCUCAGCUCAUUGAUAACGUGCCCUCGAAGCUGGUUCGCAACACCAUUUACGAAACCGUAAGGACAAUCUCGAAAGAGUACAAGAGACAUCGCGGUACCGAAAAGAAACGCCACCGCAUUGCACGUCACGCCGAAGACCUAGAAUAUCAGCUGCAGCAACCACGGCAGCCACAGCGAAGAAUGAUUCUUUUCUACGAUGAAAAGAUUAGGUCCUCCUUCGUGGACUCUUCUCCAGAUAUUGUCCUGAAGGGCGCGGGCGACGUAUUGCGAAAGCGGCAAGCCAAGAAAUAUUUUGCUGGAGCCUUGCUUAUGACUGCUCAUGAGGAUACCGAGGACGUCGUCUCAAGGGCUAUCUGGGAUUGGCAUGAGUCUGUCCGGCUUUUGAAUGAGCUGCGGUCGUGA